UGUUGGUAUCUGCCUCUUGCAAUCACACAACCAAGAACACUCCUGAGAGGAGCUUUUAAGUGACUGUGGAUGACGGGAAACCUCAGUUAGAACGAGCAUUAGAAAGAAGCCUAAAAGGAUCAACAUGGCUGAGGCUCUCUAUGAAACUGCCGAUGUUUUCACUGGGCCAGACGAAGGAAACAGUGGCUAUGAAUCUCCUGAUAAUGUCAGUGAAAUUCAGAACUACGCUAAAUCGAGCACAAAGGAGUCAAAAAUGAAGGCUAAGAAGCACCUGGACCAGAUGGAGAAUGUGACACUGAAUAUUGCCGUGACUGGGGAAAGUGGGGUGGGAAAGUCCACCUUUGUUAAUGCAAUAAGAGGUCUUAAAGAUGGAGAGCCAGGAGCAGCAGAAACUGGAGUGACAGAGACCACCUUGAGAGCAGUUCGAUACACUCACCCCACCAUGCCCAAUGUUUACAUCUGGGACCUGCCGGGAAUCGGAACCCCCAACUUCAAAGCCAAAAGGUAUCUGAAAGAACUCCAGUUUGACAACUUUGACUUCUUCAUUAUCAUUGGCUCUAACAGAUUCAAAGAGAAUGACAUCAUGUUGGCCAAAGAGAUCCAGAAAAUGAAGAAAACAUUUUAUUUUGUUCGAUCAAAGGUUGACAAUGACAUCCAGGCUGAAUCUCGUAAAAAGAACUUCAACGAAGAGCAAGUUCUGCAAAAAAUCAAACAAAGCUGCAGAGAAAACCUGGCACCUGUUGGGCAUCCCAAAGUGUUCCUCAUCUCUACAUUUGAUCUGGGAAAGUAUGAUUUCAACAAGCUGCUUGAGUCCUUGAAGGACAACCUGUCAGACCACAAGUGGCUGGCUUUGAUCAACUCUCUGCCUGUAUGCUCUGUGGGCAUGAUCGAAAAGAAAAAAAAGCUACUUAAUAACGUUGCUAUUGCUGCUGCAGCAGCUGCAGCACCCAGUGCAGGCGUCUUUCUUCCAGGCUUUUCAGUGGGUUGUGAGAUUGGCAUUAUGCUCAAGUUCUUCCAGACAGCACAUGUGUCCUUUGGGCUGGAUGACAGAUCCAUUCAUAAUUUGGCAGAACGGAUUAACAAGCCAGAAGUUCAGCUGAAAUCGGCGAUGAAAUCUCACUUUGUCCAUGGAGUUAGUGACUCAAUGGUGGCCGCUAUGUUUCGCACCAAAGGCAUGACAGCAGCAAAAACUCUUGAAACUGUGUUUUCUGGCUUACCUGGCAUGGCCAUUGCAUUUGGCACCACUCUUUUCCUUCUGCGACAAGGAAUAAAGGAAAUGGCUGAGGAUGCCAAAGCAGUUCUGGCUGCAGCAGAUUUGUGAAGAAAUCAAGGUAGAAUCACAAAAUCCAGCAAUAUGUAUUGCCAACAAAGUUGAAAAAAGAUACCUUUACCUAAAAAUUACCUACCUGCAGCCUGAACAUGGAAAUUACGAAAAUAAUUUGAAUCUAAACAUUUGAAUCUGUGUUGCCUGGUGUGUUGCACAAGGUUAUCAUAACAUUAGCAACACUGUGCUUGUCUUACUAGCUGCUCCAGUCAUCAUCUGCAAACUAGUUCAUCAAGCUGGUGAGCAUCAUUAAAGAUAUCUUUCACUUAAUACAAGAGUUUUAACAUUAAACGGCUAAGAACACUGACUGAACAGCCAGCGUCCAGUGAUUUGAAUUGGGAAGGCCGUUAAUCUAAUUCAUUCAAGUUCUUGUUGCAAACUUACACCCUCUACUGGUUGCAUUAACAAUAUUUUGAGUCACCAUUCAUGUCGCCAAAGGAAUUCUUUGUGAUAAUUGAAUGAAAAUCACUCAGAGAUGGAACUUUUGUGAAACAGUUACUUUGCUAUAGUAUAGACUCACAAGUUAUGGACAGCCAACACCCCAGGAGGAGAAAAUGUCUCUCCUGAAGGAGGGACACUGAUGGAUCUUUUUGAUAAUGUAAUUUUAACACAUAACACGUCGUGGAUGUUGUAACCUUCUCCUGUGCUUGUGUGCUAAACCCACCACUUUGGAACGUGUGAUGGUGAUAUCAUUUGCACUUCCUUUGUAGUCUAUUUGGGAAAUCUGCUCAUAAGAACUAUUUCUUUCUUUUAUAUCAGUUAAUAAUUUUUUUAGCACUGAUUUAGUUGCCAGUAUCACUGAAAAUGGAGUUGACAUGGCGUUUUGUUUUGUCAAGCCUGUAAUGUACACUACAUCCAGUUAACUGUUAACCAGUGUUGUGACCUGAGCGUCAUUAUUAAGUACAAUGAAGCUCAGUUCUCUGUUGAACCCUCUGUUUUGUUUUGUUUUGUUAAACAUUAGAUCACUUGUUUUUGCCUCCUGUUUAAAUCCAUGAACAAGUUGUGAUAAUGUGUUGUGGGCAUGGAGAAACGUGCUUCAUCAAUUUGAACAUUUGUUUAACAAAAAAUCACAAAAUAAGUAACUAUCAGACUUUAUGUGCCGCUUAAGUUUUCCCGAUCCUUAUUAUAAUAAUACCUGAUGGACACUACUAGGGCACUUUUUGUAGACUUUAACAAGUAUCCAAUGGCUGUUUAACUUAUUUCAGACUCAUCUUAAUUGUUAUAAACAAAACAUCAGUUAUUCUGUAACACAUGAUAAAAUGUUUUAAGGGACACACAACUGUGACGCAAUAUUUGUCCAUUUCCAUAACUGUCCAAAUAUCAACUGUAGAAGUAAUAUUGGACCAAUACCAUUUCAUUUUUUAGAACUGACAUCAGCUCAUCCCAACUCUGCCAAAAUAUCAGUGCAUCCCUGCUUUCUAUACAAUAAAGAGUAAUUAAUACAUUAUGUUUUAGAUGAGAUAGGUUAUUUGUUCCUGGUGAAUUAAAUGCUGUCCUCACAGGGAAAUACGUGUGGGCUUUUUGGUUGGUGCUCGGUAAACCCAGUUAAAGAUGGGAAUUUUCUAAUGUAUUAUUAUUCUUGAGCUCUAUUUGAUGAUGAGGAUAGACAC
Molecule: messenger RNA, 2934 nt
Organism: Myripristis murdjan (pinecone soldierfish)
Lineage: Eukaryota; Metazoa; Chordata; Actinopteri; Holocentriformes; Holocentridae
Product: interferon-inducible GTPase 5-like
Exons: 2
Coding region: 125-1321 (398 amino acids)
Cellular component (GO): membrane
Molecular function (GO): GTP binding
Source: RefSeq, a predicted model, not a curated record